AUGGUGGGAAGCACGGGACUUAGUUUGGAUGAUGACAUAGUCCGUUUCAUUUCAUGCCCCUCUAAUUCUUCUUGUUGCAGUUUUGCAGCCACGGAAUCUCAUGUCUUUUUUGGUCAUACCAGUGGCGAAAUGACUGUUUGUCGUCUGGAGCACCACUCCAAAGGACUUGAAACUGUCGCUUCAGUAACGACUCUUCUUCCUGCUGAAUUGAAUGGGGCAAAGGGCGAAAAUCUACGCAAUAAGAGGACCAUGUCCUUGGCGAUUGAUUGUCUCUGUGUGUGUCCAUAUGCUUCGAUCAGUGGUACCCUUAUAUCGAGUUUGCACAGAGGCUAUUUUGUUACAUUUGUGACAUUUGACGCCAUGAGUUCGCGCUCUGGUGCUGGAGGUAUGCAAAUUGGUAGAUCACUGGAACUUUUUGCGGAUGAGACAAGCUUGCAAUAUACAAACCGUGUAACCGCUCACUGUUGGUUAGAUGAUGAUACAUUUCUUGUGGGAUGCCUUAACGGAACGGUGUUGGCAGUGUCAGCGUCUGUAAACGAUUCACACCGUGUCAUGUUAAGGGAGGGAUCACCCAUUAUACAGAUGGUGUGGGAUGCGGAAACGAGUGUUUUAGUUAUUUCCUCUGUGCGGCGCAGCAUUGUGGUCACGUAUGCAAACGGCUCUAUGACAUUCAAACCGAUAGGGAAUAAGCCCCGGGAGGAAGGUCUCUUUGGAGCCUGUAUUUGGCCAAUAAACCAUGCGGUGUAUGCUGCGCGGCACAACGCGCGUGUUUUUGAAUAUGUCCCUUCAAAGGGUGAAGUUUCACGGACAUACCGAAUGGAGUCCGAUGUAGCGCUGGGAGUCUUAAAGCCCUUGCGUCUUUCAUCAUUCUUGGUGGGUUCUUCUCAGGGGGAUGAGAAUUUGGACGGGGGCAAGGAACAGUUUUUUUUACCCGUUUUGCUGUGGUCUGAAGGCCCGCGAUUUAUUAGUUUUUUGCUUUUAUCUGCUACAGACACCCAUCACAUCACACGGCGUUUUGAUGAUGUGGCUAUUGUUUCCAGUGUGAUUCUUUCUUCCAUAGCGUUGGUCUUGUGCUCCGACGGUCGUCUCAUGUAUAUUCCCUUGGGAAUCAAUCCGUUAUGCCUUCAAGACGAUCGGGUGGACAAUGCCCGUGAAAUAUUGGCCCGACCGGAGUCUGAACAAACGCACGAUGCGGCAAUUACCAAAAAACGGGUCCAUCGAAUAAAAGUUGUGAAGAGAAUUGUUCGUGUGGUACGGCGGAGAGAAUUGUUGGGGCAGAGAGUGUCGCCAGAGCUACCAGGGGGAGUUGCACCUUUUUCAGAUUGUGCAGACUCCAUUGAGUCUUCUUCUUUCACCACAGAUGACAAGGCGCACAGUUGUGAUUCUCCUGUUAGCCUGAAGCGGACAUUAUCUUUGCACCGUAACAAUAGCUUCACUGACGAGGCGGAUGCAGAAGGAAUGGCUCAAAACGAUGAUUUGGGUGAGAGCCGUACUUUACAAGAAGGAAGCGGUCAUGCAAAUAAUUGUUUAUUUUCAAAUCCCUCUGACGCAGUCACAAAGGUGCCAAUUGUAGAUGGAGACAUUCCUUUUGGUGAGAGUAGCACUACUAACAGAAUGAAUUUUGUUAGAAAAGAACAUGAAAUGCAGGAAGAAAAGUCCGUGUGGAAAUCCAAGCGUUUUUUUCUGGAGUUGGACCGAAUAAUCCGCCUUUUUAAUGUCCAUGCUCUCCACCUUGGUGAACAUGAGCAGCUUUACACGGCCGUAAAAGAAUUUCUUCCACUUUUGGAAGAACGGAUGAUUGAAUGUGGGUUACUGACGAAGUCUUUUCACUCGGUGUUGAGCCAGGUAAGAGUUAUCUCAUGCGGUGCCAAUUCCCCUGCGACAUGCGACAGCAACAGAGAGGAUACAAGCUCUUUUAUCGAGGAAGAAGCCACCGUGAAUGCACUACGAAAUGUGCUUAAAUCGGCCCUUGCAUGGUCCAUCAAAGAUAAAACUGGUGAUAAAGAAAACCCAUGGGUUCAGACGCUUUUUAUUCUUUAUUUACUGCUUGCGGUCCCGUGGCCUGCGCCCCUUUUUCUGCCAAGGCGUCAUGCAACAGAACGCUAUGUGGGGGAACUGGAAAGUUGGAGGUCGCGAGGAAUAGAGGAGGAAUGGUGCUUGGAGGAAGCAAGCGUUAUUGAAAAGACAGUAAAACGCUCUGGUGCAGACGGUCGUUAUCUGCCGCUAGUUCUUGCCCUCAGUACCUCUUUUGUUUCUUCAAUGACAAAAACACAGUCUGGAAGAAAUACUCGGUUACGACUUUUAGGCGUGGUCAACGGCCACGAACAGUGUAUUUCAUUGGUGUUGCAGCUCCAGGUUGACCGGCGUUCUCUGAUGGAAUCUGAGUGUCCCUUGUCAAUGGGGUUUCAUUUGGAACAACUCAUUGUUGAACAGUCCCCGCAAAUAGUUGAUGCCAUGGAAGCGUCUCGUUACCCUUUCUGUUUCUUUUACCUCUAUUUUCCGUAUAUCUUUGCCACAUAUCCAUCGAAGGCGAUCAUUUUGUCCAUGCGACAUUAUCCAGGUACUUCCUUGGCGUUUUUUGAAUGGGCGUUGUCGAGCUCCGUUCAAGGAGCAGCAUUUCAACAACUGCGCAAGAUGGGAAGUGAGGUGGAACGACUUUCUUUAGAGGAUGUUGCUGAUGGUUUGGCAGACUUGGUACUUGCUCUGUUUGAAGCAUCGGGGCCAAGCAUCUGUGAUUCUCCGGCUGACUACCUCGCUUGUUUACGAAUUUUGCUUCAGAGACGUUUUGCAUUGUUGUGGGCACGAAUAAAAAUGGGGCAAAUGAGACUUAAACAAAUGACAUGUGGUGCGGAUGCGAGGGAGACUGUGCAGUUGCAUCAUGCAGAAGAAGGAUCCUCGACUAUUUUGCGCACUCAACGUAAGCUACAGCGAGUUGAGAGGGGUGUCUUGGGUUUGCUGCAACUUAUGCAGAGCGUCAUAAUCACUAUUGGGGUGGGGAAUUCAGUUCAGAAAGAAGAGUUCAAGCAGGAUGUUCUCAGCCUUCUCGAGGAGCAUGACUUUCCAGAGGGUGUUGUGGAGCUGUGUUGGAUACGAGAGUAUAUUGAAUACUGUAUUAAGAAGGGGUGCUUAGAGCGACUGCUGUCGCUUUUUCAAAUUCCUGGCGCCACCUCGCAGAAAGAAUGGGCGUUUUUAUUUAAACGGGCGCAUGAGGAAAACAAGCUGGAGAUUGCCAUGCUUUUUUGUCUCUCGGUAGAAAAGUUGCCGGAUCGUGUGCAGCAGUUGUUGGAAAAUGCUUUUCCCAAGCGGUUUGUAUCCGUGGAGGACGCGCAUGGCGAUGAGCAGCUGGAGAGAGUGGCGCUGAAGCUCAGCAUGCUGUUCUGA
Molecule: messenger RNA, 3381 nt
Organism: Trypanosoma cruzi
Lineage: Eukaryota; Euglenozoa; Kinetoplastea; Trypanosomatida; Trypanosomatidae
Exons: 1
Coding region: 1-3381 (1126 amino acids)
Source: RefSeq, a predicted model, not a curated record